UUUAUUGGGUUCUGAGAAUGGCACGGUUGUAAGCGCUGCUUUGGAAAAUAAGCAAACGAUGGAAGUUAUUGCUUGCAAUAGACACGUUGGCGGCGUUAGUCUGUUCCUCUUCCUAUUCCUCUUCUUCCUGUGGUGCACACUUUUUAACGCUAAUGCUCAACCAGAGGGGUUUUUGAGUAUUGAUUGUGGUGGAGAAGAAAGUUACACUGAUCCGAACACCACUAUUACUUGGGUUCCUGAUGACAACUUCAUACAAAACCUUGGCGAGAAAGCAGAAUCAUACUACAAGGACCAUUAUGAUUUAGAUUUAUAUUUGGGAAGUCUCCGAGUGUUUCCCAAGCCUCUUAAUAAGUCUUGCUAUACAUUGCCCCUCACUCCGAAUGUGCCCCACCUUUUGAGACUAUGGUUUGUCGAUGCUAAUUCCACAAGAUCUGCAGUGUUCAAUUACUCUGUCGAGACCCUCGAUAUGUUAUACAUGGAAAACAUGGUACUUUACUAUUGCGUGGCAUGUGCCACAGAGACCAUUUUGGUGAGUGCAGAUAGUUUGGUGCAUAUUUGCUUGAUCCGAACCUCAGAGUGCGAUGAUCCAGUUAUCUCGGCUAUCGAGUUGAGACUUCUUAAGCCAGGCAUGUAUGAUAUGGCUAAAUCAGGAACCAUCUUGAGUUUGAUAGAAAGAGAUGAUAUGAGAGGUGGCGACAAUAUAACCAGGUAUCCUCAAGACCGAUUCGAUCGUUGGUGGUAUCCUUGGUGGCCUGAGGGAACUAAUUUGGUGAAUAUUUCCAAAUCAAUUUCAGUUAAAAACACCAAAAAUAUUCCUCCACUUGAUGUAAUGCAGACCGCCGUCGUCAGCAACACAAGCCACUCUGGCGGCGUAUAUUUGAGCCUCGAAGAAUCCAAGACGACUCGAAAAGCCGUAGUGAUAUUGUAUUUUGCAAAGCUUAAUUCAUCGGAAAGCAGUUCAAUCUCAGUUGGAAUUAAUAACGUCAUCCGGAACCCACCAAUUAAUCUGGUGGAAGAUUUUUCGGCCAUAGAGGUAGCCUUCCAAUAUAAUCCCAACAAUCGUGCAAGGAGAGGUACAAUCGUGAGCCUACAAUCCAAUAUCCCUAAUCAUACUCCUAUAAUCAAUGCUCUUGAGACGUACAGUCUCGUUUCCACCCAGCCUGCAACUUCUGCGAAUGACGUUGAAGCUCUUAGAGAGGUGGGGAAAGCGUUAUCCCUCAAAAACUGGAUUUCGGAUCCUUGCUUUGGUUUACCUUGGCAAGGAAUCAUCUGUAAAAACGUCUCCAGCACUAUAAGGAUUUCCAAAAUAAACUUGUCGGGAAGGCAUCUGCGAGGACCCAUACCUCCAAGUUUUGGAGAGUUAGAUGAACUCGUUUCAAUGUCCCUUGACAACAACUAUUUUAAUGGAACAUUGCCCAAUUUGACUAGUCCCUUGAAGCUAGAGAUAUUGAAUAUCCAACACAAUAGUUUAACUGGACAACUUCCUGAAUGGAUAUCUAAAUUGUCAAGCCUUGAAGAGUUAUCAAUCAACAACAAUUAUUUCAAUGGAAUGUUGCCCAAUUUGACUGAACUCUCCAAAUUAGAAAUUUUACAUCUCCAAAAUAAUUAUUUAUCUGGUAAACUCCCAGAUUGGUUAUCUGGACUUCCUCGCCUCAAAGAAUUAAAUAUAUCCAACAAUAAUUUCAAAGGUGUCAUUCCAGAGCAACUUCUCAACAAAAAGAAUUUAGCAUUCGAUUUCAGUGGCAACAAACACCUUUGCCAGACAAAGCGUGAGUGUCGUGAUCACCCUUCUUCGAAGACAGUGAUUGCGCUUGGAGUAGUUGGAGGCCUAAUUUUAACCGCCAUUUUAGUGGGUAUUAUUGUCAUGUAUCGAAUGAAAUUGAAAAGUGCUUGCACUCAGCCGAGCCCUCUUGAUUAUCUGAUGGUCAAUGUAGCAAAUUCUUCAAAAUCUCGCGCCUUUACUCUUGAGGAAAUGACGAGGGCGACAAAUAAUUUUACCCAUAAAAUUGGACACGGGUCGUUUGGAACUGUUUUCUUGGGGAAAUUGGAGGAGGGGAAGCAAAUUGCUGUAAAAGUACUAUCCGUUUUCUCCAAACACGGAAUUGACCAGUUCUUGAAUGAGGUUCAUCUUCUGUCCAAAAUCAAUCAUAAGAAGCUGGUUUCAUUUCUUGGUUAUUGUAUAUGUAAUGAAUCCAGAGACCUUAUGCUUGUGUAUGAGUAUAUGUCUGGAGGGUCUCUCAGUGACAACCUUUACGAUCCAGAGGCACCAAAAUAUCCCCAACUAGACUGGAAAACCAGGCUUAAAAUAGCUUUGGAUGCCGCAGAAGGGCUGGAAUAUCUCCACGUAGGUUGCAGUCCAAAAAUAAUUCACAGAGAUGUUAAGACCUCCAACAUUCUUCUAGACAGUAAUUUGAAUGGCAAACUGGCUGACUUCGGUAUUUCAAGAGUGACAGGAAAUGGGGAAACUUCUCAAGUCAAUACAACUAUAAAAGGAACUCCUGGAUAUUUAGAUCCAAUGUAUUAUAAAACUCAUAUCUUGACAGAUAAGAGUGACGUGUAUAGUUUUGGCGUCGUUUUGUUUGAGCUUAUAUGUGGCCGGAAACCCAUAGAUUUAGAAGUAUCUACCGAAAAAAUAUUGUUGACUGAAUGGGUUGCAUCUUAUGCGGGAGCAGAUAGAAGUGGGGCCAACAGUCAAGAAAUAGUUGACAAAAGGUUGGGCAACCGCUACAAUAUGAAAUCCAUCGUUCAUUUGACCAAGCUAGCCUGGAGAUGUAUUGCAAGCGAGCCUUCCGGUAGACCAAGCAUUAGUGAGGUUGUGGCGGAGAUCAAAGAAGCUGUGACAUUUGAGGAAGAGUAUUAUCGAGUUCCAGAUGAACUGUCACUCACGUUCAGUGACAGUUAUAAUAGGUUUGAAAGGGAUAGUCCAUAAUAAUGUAGAAGUAUCCUGAGUUCAGUAGUGUGGUUUCGAAAAUUGUAAAAGUAAAUUUCUUCGAGUUUGAAGCAACAUGUUUUUUAAACCUUAGAAGGUGGAGGAAGUCAACCUCUCUAUAUUUAACGUAGAUAUAUUGCUUUGUGAGA
Cryptomeria japonica (Japanese cedar) is the source of this 3078-nucleotide messenger RNA. Its product is annotated as probable LRR receptor-like serine/threonine-protein kinase At5g48740. Lineage: Eukaryota; Viridiplantae; Streptophyta; Pinopsida; Cupressales; Cupressaceae. The coding region runs from base 59 to 2929 and encodes 956 amino acids. The transcript has 17 exons. Gene Ontology annotation, biological process: protein phosphorylation. Gene Ontology annotation, molecular function: protein binding; ATP binding; protein kinase activity. The record is from RefSeq and is a predicted model, not a curated record.